Bradysia coprophila is the source of this 1481-nucleotide messenger RNA. RefSeq names its product facilitated trehalose transporter Tret1-like. Gene Ontology annotation, molecular function: transmembrane transporter activity. Gene Ontology annotation, biological process: transmembrane transport. Lineage: Eukaryota; Metazoa; Arthropoda; Insecta; Diptera; Sciaridae. Gene Ontology annotation, cellular component: membrane. The record is from RefSeq and is a predicted model, not a curated record.
UUCAGGCGAGCGUUCAGCGUCUAUCGGAGCUUUGGCACAGAGUGCAGCCAUCAAUUGGGCUACUCCUACUGGACCGCAAGUCCUAAACAAACUCAUAUUGACAGAUGAACAAAUUCCUUGGGUUGGUUCAACCUUAACAAUUGCAGCAGGUUCUAUGUGCAUUCUAACCGGAUUUUUUGCAAGUUUUAUCGGUCGUAAGACUGCAAUGCUUCUACUCGUCAUCCCGUUUACAUUUGGCUGGACACUGAUUAUUUUUGCAAGGAAUUUUACCAUGGUAAUUAUGGGUCGUGCUUUACUCGGCAUUGCAACCGGAGGAGUGUGUGUCAUCGUGCCAAUUUACAUUGCCGAAAUAGCCGAGACACGUAUUCGGGGCGUAUUGUGUUAUCUCUUCCAACUUUCAUCCUCUGUGGGAACACUACUUGCCGGUGCUUCCAUUACCACAUCACGGUUAAGUGUUGUUUGUGCUGUGAUUCCGUUGGUGUUUGGAAUACUCAUUCUAUUUUGCCCUGAAUCACCGACUUACUUGAUGCAAAACAAUAGACCUGGUGAUGCUUCAAGGGCUCUGCUACGGUUACUUCAACCAGCUCAAUACAAGGAAGCUUUUCAAUCAUUGUUUCGGCAGUCGUCAGUGAAGGCGUUGUUCAUUAGCUAUGGAUUGUUUGUUUGUCAACAAAUGUGUGGCAUCAACAUUCUAAAAUUCUACACGGAGGACAUAUUCCCGGCGGUCGACGAAACGAAGCUCAAUUCAGCUUCGUUAACAGCUUUCAUUGGUGUCGUUGCUACAGUUGUCGCAGGGUUUAUUGUUGACAGAAUAGGAAGACGUGCUUUGCUGAUAACAUCACAGAUAAUAAUAACAAUCUGCUCCCUUUCGUUGGGCUUUUAUUUCCGCAUAAAAGAAUCAAAUUCAAACAGUGUGGAUCAUUUGAAUUGGAUUCCACUGAUUAUACAGGGCGUAUUCACAGUAGCAUUUUCAAUUGGACUUGGUCCAAUACCAUGGGUGAUUUUAGGUGAAAUAUUUCCAACAGACGUUAAAUGCUUGGCCGGAUCGAUUUCCACUUCGGCAAGCCUGACCUUAGCCUUCAUUACGACGAAGACCCACGAUAGUCUUCACGAAGUGUUUGGUGCUGGCGGUGUAUUUUGGUUGUACACAAGUUUUUCGUUGCUUGGAACCGUUUUCGUAUACUAUGUCGUUCCGGAAACGAAAGGAAAAUCGCUAAAUAACAUUCAGCAAAUAAUCAACGAAGUUCAGCCGGCUGACUCAGAUGGAUUGCUGGAGAAUAGUGACAAUAUUGCAAUGAAAGAGCUAAGGGAUGGUCAGAAAGGGAAAUUCUUCACUUUGUAAAAAGCUUGUUUAUUGGCUGAAGGGCUAUUUCUAUAGUAUUAAACAACCUCUAGAGCUAGGUUUUUUUUGCAUUAACUAUAAAGUGUACUUUCACCUGCAUUCUGCAAGGAGCCAAUAAAGCAUACGUAAGAUAAUUCGA